AUGACGUCAUUGAUAUCUGCGCAAUUACGUAAUGGGCGCAUUUGCAGCAAUCCUCGAAGCGGUGCUUCGAUCUCCGAUAGCUCGACACGGUGUCGAAACCUAAGCACUGGAGUAUCGAGCGGCCCAUCACUAAUUACGGGUUUGAGCCUCUCCUUUGUCUCUUUAGCCUUCCCACUCGCCAAUCUUGACUGUGCAGUGUACCUGGAUGGCCGAUUUGUGGUGGUGGUGUCUGAGAAGGUGACCCUUCCUCCCCUGGAUCUUGGGUCCAUCCAGUUGGUGGACAGCAGUUCCCCCAGCUGCAGUCCUGUGACCAGCCUGUCCACCUUUGUCGUGUACCAGUUUCCAGUCAGUUCCUGUGGCAGCACAGUUCAGCUUGCUGGUGGCAAUGUGACUUACCAGAACACCAUGUCUGCUGCCAUCACUGUGAGGAGUGGUCCAGAGGGCUCCAUCACCAGGGACAGCGUCUACAAGUUAUUCUUUCAGUGCACCUACUCUGGAAGCCAGGAUGUGCAAGUGGAGGCUGAGGUGUAUACUGUGCGCCACCUCUUCCAGUAGUAGAGCAAGGGCCAUUUGACCUGAAUUGGUCAUUGCAACAGAUUCCUCCUAUGGCUCCUACUAUGUGGAUGCUGACUACCCAGUGACCAAAACUCUGAGGGAUCCUGUGGCUGUGGAAGUGCACAUCAUGAACAGGACUGACCUAACCUUGUGCUGACUCUUGGGGACUGCUGGGUC
Molecule: messenger RNA, 732 nt
Organism: Polypterus senegalus (gray bichir)
Lineage: Eukaryota; Metazoa; Chordata; Cladistia; Polypteriformes; Polypteridae
Product: zona pellucida sperm-binding protein 4-like
Exons: 6
Coding region: 1-555 (184 amino acids)
Biological process (GO): binding of sperm to zona pellucida; prevention of polyspermy
Cellular component (GO): egg coat
Molecular function (GO): acrosin binding; structural constituent of egg coat
Source: RefSeq, a predicted model, not a curated record